AUGUCUCAAAACUAUUCCUGGAAUGAUCGGGAGUAUGUGCUUCAGCGUGUACAACAAGAUGGAUUGUCACUCCAAUUAGCUUCUCAAGAAUUACGAAAUGAUCCAGAGAUUGUAUUGGAAGCAAUGAACCAAAAUGAGGUUGCAUUUGAAUAUGCUUCCGAAGAAUUGAAAAUCAAUGCGGAAUGGUUAUUGAAAAUAUGUAAUGAGAACAAUAGACUCAAAAAGUACAUUCAAGAAGAAGUAUUUGGAACUAUUGAAAAGGCUAAGCAAGGAAUUGCAAGAAAUGUCAAAAUAUUUCUCUUACUCACACCUUCUCUUCAAAAAGAGCCAGAAAUAAUCAAUUCCAUCUUUCAAGAAGGUCCGAAACAAUUUUCAUUCGCCUCCAAUUUUGAUGAAAUUAUUGAAUACUAUUCCAAUAACUUUAUAUCAGAUCAGAAUACAUUUGAUUUCUAUUUAUAUUCGAACAUCCAACCCACCCCUUCCAGAACAGUUUUCUCUAUAUUUACAUCAACAAAUUAUCCAAAAGAAAUGGUGAUAGAAUUUGCAUUGAUGAAAUUAUUCCACAAAUUUAUAACUUCUCAUCACAUCAAUCUGAAUUCAUUUAUUGUUGCUCAUGAGAAAAUUCAACACACCACUGAUUAUUAUUUAUUCAGUGACACUAUUCAUAACUUUCUGGACCAUUUAUGGAAUACUCUCAAAUCAACUCAUUACAAACAACUGCAAAAGGUUGUGAAUAACAUUGUACAAGAUUUUCCAAUUGAGAAAUUGUUAGAAUCAUGCUUUGGUUUUAUUGUGAAAUUUUUGAACGAUUGGAAACAAAUGAAAGACUUUCCUCGACUUACAUCCAUUCAACAAUUGACAACACAAAAUCUUUCCAAGCAUGGCAUGGAGUUGGAUAGAAUUCGACGAUGUUGUCAAAUUGCGAAAUCUCAACCUCAAUUCAAAACUAUUCAUUUCAUUUCAUUGUUGGGAAUGGGUGCACAAGGUGCUGUAUUGAGAUGUUUGCACAAGAAUCAUGGAAUGAUUGCUUGUAAAUUCUCUUUUGAACCAACAAACGACCCCAAUAGAUUGAACGAACAAUUUAAAGUGUUAAAAGAUCCUCGUGUGAAAGGACAUGUGAUUGAUUGUAUUGAAUGUAAUACUAUAGAAUGGAAUGACUUACAUUACCCAUACAUUAUCAUGGAAAUGGGAAGAGGAACAUUGAAAGAAGAGAUCUACUCUAUUCAUUCAAAUCCGAUUUUGAAAUAUUAUAAGAAAGAAUCAAAAUCCAAGUUUAUUGAGAAACAAGAGUUGAUUUGGAUUUUGAAUUGUUUUAUUGAUAUUCUUAAAGCGGUGACUGUUUUGCAUGGAAUGAACAUACUAUACAGAGAUUUGAAGCCAGAGAAUGUUAUUCUCACACAAUAUGGAAAGCCGAAGUUAUUAUUCACAAGCACAAUUCAAAAUGUUCAAUUUUGGGAAGAAGUAGAUUUGAAUGUUGGAACUUAUUUAUAUAUGGCACCGGAAACCUUAAGUAAUGACUUAAGUUAUAUCGAAAAUAACAUCACAGUAUCGAAAUUUUGUGAUGUGUUCUCUUUGGGAUGCUUGUUCAUGAGAAUGUUGACCAAUUGUUCAUUGAUACUUGAUGGAACAUAUUUAAACUCAAAAGAACAAGAUUCUUAUGGAAGUCAAUACGAAACAACCAACACUGAUGAUGUGAAUUAUUUCUCAGAAUAUGGAGAAUAUUUUUAUGUGGCUGUUGCAACUCCACAUGGAGAAUCCAAAUUACAUCAAGCACUUUAUAAGGAAUUGGACAAACAUAUUGAUCCAUCAUGGAAAGUGAAUGACAUUCUUGGAAGAUGUUUGAUGACCAUGAUUCAGAAAGAUGUUGAAACUCGAAGAGGUUGUGUGAGAUAUAUUCCAAUUUUGCAAGCUGUGAAACAAUCACUUGAAAAAGAUGGAGAUCAUAAUCCAGAUUUUUCCUCUCUUGAUUUGAGUUUAUUGAAAGAAUAUCAACCAUCAUUUAUUGAAAAGAUGAUGAAAGAGAAUAGAAUAUUGAAACAACUAAAUAUGGAGACUGGGCAAAUUUUAAACAGGUCCAAUAAUGGUAAUUUUCUACUCGAAGAUUGUCAAUAUGUUGAAACGAUUUACCAAAGUACAUACGGUGAGAGUAUGGUAUGGAAAGUUUUUCAUAAGAAAUAUGGAGAAAUAGCUUGCAAAUUAAUGCUAAACCAAGGUGUUACCAAAAACAGUGUAGAAGAGCAGUUUAAAUUACAACAAGUAGAAGAACUCAAAGAUUAUAUUGUUCAAUGUAUGGAAUGGGGAACUAUUUGGUUAGAGAAAGAUCAGCGCAAAUAUGAGUAUGUUUAUUUAGUGAUGGAAAUGGGACAGGGAACAUUGGAACAUGAAAUUAUUACGCUUCAUACUAAGCAUUGGCUCUCUCAAUCAGAUAUCAACAAAUGUUACAUAGAUAGAAAAUACUUUAUUCAAGUAUUAAGCCAUUUUAUUAGAAUUCUAAAUGGUAUGAAUGUCUUGCAUUGCAAAAACUUAGUUCACAGAGAUAUCAAAACUUCAAACGUAAUCAUUUCAAAAGAUGGCAAAGCUAAAUUGAUUGAUUUUGAGACCAUGAAAAGCAUUCAAUUACUUCAAACCAUAACCAGUAAUGUUGGAACAUAUCCUUAUAUGGCACCAGAGGUCUUGAGCUCCCCUGAAAAGGAAUGGUUAACAGAAAAUACCGAUGUAUCUAGAUAUUGUGAUGUAUAUUCAUUAGGAUGCGUUUUAAUGAGAUUAUUGACAAAUUGUAGUUUGCGAAUUCAUCCUGAAUAUGCAGGAUCUAAAUUAGGAGACAAUAUUUCCAACAUACCUGUUUUCUCAAACCAAUACGAGGGAUUUUGUUUUAAUACAUUAUUGACAACACCUGAAGGAGAGCAAAAGCUUCACCGAGCGUUAUAUAGUGAGAUUGACAAACACAUUGAUCCCUCUUGGAAACUGAAUGAUGUAUUAGGAAGAUGUGUCAUUACAAUGAUUCAACAAGAUACUACAGGACGUCGAGAGUGUGCAGAAUAUGUCAAAAUUUUGGAAAAGGUGAUGUAUUACUUGGAACAUGAGACUGAACCUGUUGAGUUUUCUCAAGAGGAGCUCAAAAUAUUGCGACAUCAUGAACCAUCAUACAUUGAAUCUCUUGUCUGCGAAAAUUCCACUCUCAAGAAUGAAAACGAGAGAUUAAGAGCUCUCUUGAAACAACAUGGUAUUAAUCCUGACGAAUAA
Molecule: messenger RNA, 3243 nt
Organism: Naegleria lovaniensis
Lineage: Eukaryota; Heterolobosea; Eutetramitea; Acrasida; Naegleriidae
Exons: 2
Coding region: 1-3243 (1080 amino acids)
Biological process (GO): protein phosphorylation
Cellular component (GO): cytoplasm
Molecular function (GO): ATP binding; protein serine/threonine kinase activity
Source: RefSeq, a predicted model, not a curated record